GGAACCAAGGAAUAAAGAACUUAAAGGUUUAACUCAAGUACAAGAUCCUAAUGGCCUAAACUCAUCAUCAUCACUACCACCAGAAAACGCAGGUGAUGAUAAUGAAGCAUUUAAUAAUCCUGUUUGUGGUGCUCAAAUGCCAUUGAUUACUAAAUUAAUUCCUGGUGGUCCUGAAGGCAAUUUUCAUUACAAUGCAUGCUUUGAUAAACUCAUUUCUGGAGAUCUUAAUUUACAAGGUUCAGACUGUAACUCCCAAAUCAAUGUUUGUAAAUCUGGGGCUCCAGUCUUUUCCGCUUAA
This is a messenger RNA of Diversispora eburnea, 298 nucleotides long. NCBI's taxonomy places the organism in Eukaryota, Fungi, Glomeromycota, Glomeromycetes, Diversisporales, Diversisporaceae. The record is from the annotation of a GenBank genome assembly.